AAAUGACAACGUUGGUGCUGGAUAACGGAGCCUACAACGCCAAGAUCGGUUACAGUCAUGAAAAUGUCUCGGUUAUUCCUAAUUGUCAGUUUAGGUCAAAAACAGCACGCCUCAAAACCUUUACUGCUAACCAGAUAGACGAAAUAAAAGAUCCUUCUGGACUCUUUUACAUCCUUCCUUUUCAGAAGGGCUACUUGGUGAACUGGGAUGUUCAAAGACAAGUGUGGGAUUAUCUUUUUGGAAAAGAAAUGUAUCAGGUUGACUUUUUAGAUAGUAAUAUUAUCAUUACGGAGCCAUAUUUUAACUUCACUUCAAUUCAGGAAUCAAUGAAUGAAAUUUUGUUUGAAGAAUAUCAGUUUCAAGCAGUAUUAAGAGUAAAUGCUGGAGCUCUCAGUGCACAUAGAUAUUUCCGAGAUAAUCCUUCUGAGUUAUGCUGUAUCAUUGUUGAUAGUGGAUAUUCUUUCACACAUAUUGUUCCUUACUGUCGAAGUAAAAAGAAAAAGGAAGCAAUUAUUCGGAUAAAUGUGGGAGGAAAGCUCUUAACGAACCAUCUAAAGGAAAUCAUCUCAUACAGGCAGCUACAUGUUAUGGAUGAAACACAUGUGAUUAAUCAAGUAAAAGAAGACGUGUGCUAUGUGUCUCAGGAUUUUUAUAGAGACAUGGAUAUUGCAAAGUUGAAAGGAGAAGAAAAUACAGUGAUGAUAGACUAUGUUUUGCCCGAUUUCAGCACAAUUAAGAAGGGUUUUUGUAAGCCAAGGGAAGAGAUGGUGUUAAGUGGAAAAUAUAAAUCUGGGGAACAGAUUCUUCGUCUGGCCAAUGAGAGAUUUGCUGUUCCAGAAAUACUGUUUAAUCCUUCUGAUAUAGGCAUCCAAGAAAUGGGGAUUCCAGAAGCUAUUGUCUAUUCAAUUCAGAACUUACCUGAAGAAAUGCAGCCGCAUUUUUUUAAGAACAUUGUCUUGACAGGAGGAAAUUCCCUUUUCCCUGGAUUUAGGGAUCGGGUUUACUCAGAAGUUCGAUGUCUCACACCUACAGAUUACGACGUUUCUGUCGUGCUCCCGGAAAACCCUAUUACUUAUUCUUGGGAAGGUGGAAAAUUGAUAUCAGAGAAUGACGAUUUUGAGGAUAUGGUGGUCACAAGAGAAGAUUAUGAAGAAAAUGGACAUAGCAUCUGUGAAGAGAAAUUUGAUAUUUAAGAACAUUUUCUGAAUGAAAAUCUAGACUGGUUAUAACUUAAAAUUGUUAAUUUAUGUUCUUCAUUUUAAAGUAUGUUAAGGACUUGUGUUACCUUUUAUUCUAAGGUGGAAGACUUUUCUCCUAAGUCUUGAAUUUGUGUGAUGUAAAUACUGACC
Messenger RNA from Elephantulus edwardii (Cape elephant shrew), 1349 nucleotides. It is a transcript of the gene ACTR6, whose product is annotated as ARP6 actin-related protein 6 homolog (yeast). Lineage: Eukaryota; Metazoa; Chordata; Mammalia; Macroscelidea; Macroscelididae. Gene Ontology annotation, cellular component: Swr1 complex. Gene Ontology annotation, molecular function: nucleosome binding. The coding region runs from base 3 to 1193 and encodes 396 amino acids. The transcript is spliced from 11 exons. The record is from RefSeq and is a predicted model, not a curated record.